Cuscuta campestris is the source of this 1318-nucleotide messenger RNA. The record is from the annotation of a GenBank genome assembly. Lineage: Eukaryota; Viridiplantae; Streptophyta; Magnoliopsida; Solanales; Convolvulaceae.
CGCGUGUCUCUGUCUCGUCACUCUCUUCUCUCUACGCGUAUCAGCCACCCCACCCCCGUCCGUCUCUCUCUGCGCGCCCUCCAUCUCCGUCAGGCUCCACAAGUCCUUCGCCCAACUCUUUUUCCGGUGAUAAACAAAAGCAAAAGUCUCCAAAGGUAAGCCGUAGUGGUGAGAUGGGGAAGCAAAAAAGGAAAGAGAUUGUUAAAGCAAACAAGAGCGACGACGAGAACAGGAGCACUGAAUCCGGAGGGGCGACAAGUGAAGUUAUCAAUGAGAUUACACAAGAAGUUUCUGCUGCACAUACAGUGAAGUCUCGCCCCAUCUUUAUCCUGGAAGACGCCUCUCUUGAAGUAGGCCUUGUUCGUAAGAAACGUAAGAUUCUGAGUUCUAGUGAAGAUAGCAGCUUCCUGUUAAAGCAGGGGAGAAAUCCAAACAAUUAUCGUCCUGACAUUUUUUUUGAGGCACUUCGCGCAAUCUUAGAUAGCCCUCUAAAUAAAGUAGGAAUGGUUGGAGCUGUGUAUGCCAAAACUAAUUCUGGUGUUGUUUUGGAGGUCAAGCCCCAUACUCGUAUACCUAGAACGUGCAAACGAUUUUGUGGUCUUAUGGUGGAGCUGUUCCAGAAAUCUUGUGUUCGUGCCAAAGAUACUGGAGAAGUUCUUAUUCGAGUCCUUCAAGGGCCUUUGACACAGCAUAUACCUGAAAAUGCCCGUGUAAUUGGUCUAUCAUAUAGUUCAGAGAAGGUGGUUGAUAUAGAGGACUAUGUUUCUACUUUGCCAGAUGAACUGGAUGUUGUUUUUGUGGUGGGUACGAUGGCCAAUGGUAAAGUUAGCCAGGACGGAAAGGAUGACUAUAUUUCAGUUUCACACUAUCCACUUGGUGCAAAGUGCUGUGCUGGGUUGAUCUGUGAGGCACUGGAGCAAAAAUGGAAUAUCUGAUAUGCAAUUUGCCUGGGGGAAGGAAGGAUUGCUGUCAACAUAUUUACUGCAAGUGAUCUUGGUUCUUGCUUGGACCCGUUUGUCACAGGCUUCUGGAGUAAGGUGAAGUCUUCAAGGAAGAGUUUAGGACAUGAAAUAGGAGGGAGGGGUUCUAAUAUUACCCUGCUGUAUGUAAUUUGCUAUCUUUCUUUCAAGUUAUUUGUCCACGGGGCCAGGGCAUUUGUUUUUAAUUAUAAUGUGUUUAAAGCAUUUAUCCAGGCUUUGAAUUUUGACUUGCUGAAUGUCAUCCUCUAUUGAUGGAAUGAAACUGGUUCUCUGUUGGAUGAGUGUUGCCCAUGAACAUGAUGCCCGGUAAGGUGUGAUUAGUCUAGACUAGUAGGGUU